ACUUAGCUUUCUCCAGUGAGCUCAUUCGUUAUUAGGGGGAGGAAAAAAAGGAUCCAAGAGAUGAGGUAUACAGCAUCGCGAAAAAGGCGUCUUUCUGCCAUGGCAUUUCUUCUCACAUGCGCUAUCUUCACUGGUUUUGGCCUCUUAAUGCUCGCUCUCAAGUCCCUCGAUCCUUCAGCCGCAAUUGCUUUCGCAGCUGAUGGCGUCGAAGAUAAGAACGAGCUCGAACAAGUUCCAGAAAUGGAGUCAAGUGAUCCAAGCGACAAUGGAUCAUCAUCGUGCGCAACGGUCGAAAAGAUGGGCGAGGAUUUCGGCCAAGGGUUUGCGGAGGCAAGUCUAAGGAUAAGAAGUAUAAUUCGGAACCACUUUGCAUUGCAAGGAGCUUCGAGAAUCCGAGGACUACCUCCAGAGCAGUUCUGCAGACAAGGUUUUGUUCUAGGGAAAGCAUCAGAAGCAGGUUUUGGCAAUGAAAUGUACAAGAUAUUAACUGCUGCAGCACUGAGUAUUAUGUUAAACCGGUCCCUGAUCAUUGGGCAAACCAGGGGUCAAUUUCCAUUUGGUGAUUACAUUUCUUAUACCGACACUGCACUCACUUUGAAAGAAGUGAAGCAUCUAUGGAGACAGAAUGAUUGCCUGGGCAAGUAUGGGAGGCGUUUGAUUAUGAGAACUGAUGAUUUCGAGAAGCCUGCUGAAACAAAUGUUCUAUGUAGCAAUUGGAGAAAAUGGAAACAACCCAUCAUAUGGUUCCAAGGUACAACUAAUGCAGUGGCUGUUCAGUUUUUCUUGAAAAAUAUACACCCUGAGAUGAGGAUUGCAGCUUCUGAAAUAUUUGGGCAGCCUGAAUUUCUUCAUUCUAAGCCAAAUGUGUUUGGGGAGCUAAUUAAAAUUAUAAUAUAUCCUUCAAGGGAUGUUGAAGAAGCUGUGAAGUGGGUUCUCAAUGGUGGUGGGGAUCCAGAUAUAGUAUUGCAUAUGCGAAUGCUUAUGAACAGGUCUGUAAGAGCAGUACAAGCUGCGUUAAAAUGCAUAAAAAAGGCCCUUGGAAGUUAUCCGUCACAGGUGGCAAGACCUCGAGUGGUUUUGGUUUCCGAUACGCCUUCUCUUAUCAAAGAUAUUAAACCAUACCUGCAGAAAUUUGCAGAGGUUCUCCAUUUUGAUUAUGAGUUAUUCAAAGGAAACAUUUCUGGUGUGUCCCCAACAAGUAGAGGACAUCGAUUGGAUUUUAGAGUUAAGGACUGGGGCCCAGCCCCAAGAUGGGUCGCAUUCGUGGAUUUUUUCCUUGCAUCACGUGCAAAACAUGCUGUCAUUUCAGGUGCCCAUAGGCGUGUUGGAACCACCUAUGCCCAGCUUAUUGCGGCAUUGGCAGCAGCACAUAGACUUGGUGAGAAUUCUACUGUCUCAAGUUUUGCAUUCUUCAGUAGUUUCCAAAGUAAUUUGUUGUCAGAAGGCUUGCGGAACCAAAUUGGGUGGGGACAUGUCUGGAACAGAUUUGCAGGUCCACUGAGUUGCCAUAGGCAGUCCAACCAAUGUGCUUUCACUCCGCUUCUUCCACCUGGGUGGUGGGAUGGAACUUGGCAAUCUCCUAUUUCACGAGAUGUUCGUAAGAUGGAGGCCUAUGGAAUCGAACUCAUGGAUUUUGGCCAAGUCAAUAAAAGCCAUCUUCAGUCUUUCUGUAAGUCUAGGAAAAAUAUUGUGAAAACUGCCCCAGUGUUCCGCACUUGUUAUAAUACACAUUGUUCUUGAUUAAAUCUUUAUCAUAUUGUACGGCUUUGUGUUUAUGAAAGUGAGAAUCUCAUA
This is a messenger RNA of Telopea speciosissima, 1794 nucleotides long. RefSeq lists its product as uncharacterized. The transcript has 7 exons. The coding region runs from base 61 to 1740 and encodes 559 amino acids. Lineage: Eukaryota; Viridiplantae; Streptophyta; Magnoliopsida; Proteales; Proteaceae. The record is from RefSeq and is a predicted model, not a curated record.